AUGUCGUCUCGCCUUCUUCAGCUUUUCCUCGUUUUCGCCCUAACCUCGUCAUGCGCAGCCGCCAACGGUGUUGUCGAAUGCGACAAAAUUGAUGUCGUCGAGAAAGAUCGUCAUUUCCCAUUCAUCAAACCAAUGGCUGACGGCGAUGAGCUCAUUGUACGUGGAACGAUAGCCAAAAGCAUGAGCAGACACAGAGCAGUGUUUGAUUUGUAUGGAACCUCCGGCGCGAUCAUAAUGCACUUCCGCAUGGAUUUCAGAGGCAACGGCCAACCACAUCGGCUGGUUCUCAACAGCUACAAAGGAGGAUGGUAUAGUGAGAUAUACGGUUCGCAUCCUUUCCAUGCCGGGCAGACAAUCGAAGUUCGAGCCAGAAGAAUUGGCGACUAUUUCCAUUUAACUUACGGCAACGGAUCUUUCCUCAAAAUGUUUCCAAACAGAGUGCCGUCCUCCUAUGAGACAACGUCAUUCUUAACAUGGGGCGACUGGAUCGUUCAUAAUAUCGAAAUGAUUUGCAAAAAUCCUCCGCCUGGUUACGGAAACGGGCAAUCAGGUAAUGGUGGUGGAAAUGGUGGAUCCGGAAACAAUGGAGGCAAUAAUGGCGGGUCCGGAAAUGGGGGAUCUGGAAGCAAUGGAGGAUCUGGAAACCAAGGAAAUAAUGGGGGUUUGUGGGCGAAUCUAGAGGAUCUAAUAGAUUUGAUGCUUAUAGGCUCAGGAAACAAUGGAGGAAACAAUGGAGGAUGCGGAGGAAACAACAAUGGUGGAAAUGGAGGGUCGGGGAAUAACGGAGGAGGAAACAAUGAUGGGAAGCGAUCUCGAAUCAAUUUCAACAUUUCUUAUGAUCAUUUUCAAGGUUCCGGUGGAAACAAUGGAGGAUCAGGAAAUUCUGGAAACAAUGGAGGAAACAAUGGCGGAUCUGGAAAUGGUAAUGGAAACAACGGAGGCAACAAUGGUGGCGGCCAUAAUGGAGGAACACAUGGUGGCCACCCAAUAAUUUUUGGCCCUCCGCAAAUAAUUGUGGUCCCAAUUCACACGAAAGGCAAAGGAAACGACGACGACGAUGACGACACCAGCUAUAUUCCACAUUCCGGAAUUGACAAUGAUUGUUAA
Caenorhabditis bovis is the source of this 1107-nucleotide messenger RNA. The record is from the annotation of a GenBank genome assembly. Lineage: Eukaryota; Metazoa; Nematoda; Chromadorea; Rhabditida; Rhabditidae.